Molecule: messenger RNA, 3839 nt
Organism: Centropristis striata (black sea bass)
Lineage: Eukaryota; Metazoa; Chordata; Actinopteri; Perciformes; Serranidae
Product: cone cGMP-specific 3',5'-cyclic phosphodiesterase subunit alpha'-like
Exons: 22
Coding region: 383-2920 (845 amino acids)
Biological process (GO): signal transduction; visual perception
Molecular function (GO): protein binding; 3',5'-cyclic-nucleotide phosphodiesterase activity
Source: RefSeq, a predicted model, not a curated record
UGCAGUCUUGACUUCUUGCUCCCUGCCCUCUUCUACGGUGCAGGUCAUACUGCAGGUACCAUAACUUACAUUACCUGUGAUGGGAUUUGCCCCCACUAAAAUGACCAGUGGCUGGAUUUACAAGCUAAGAAAGCUCAGGAGCUUUAUGACUCUUGCGUCACAGUUAUUAGUGCCCACUAGGAUCCCCUUACCCUGUAAGCCACUACCUUCUGUUACAGAAGAGAGGGUGGGAACUGUCUCCACAGAGGAGCUUUGGAAAUGUCUCAGUAAGGACUGCACUGCUGCAUCAUCUUGAAGCCACCUUUACUGCUCUGCUGUACCCGUCUGAGAGGAGCAUUUUUGUGCAGCUACAGCAGGAAUCCUUCAUCCAAACUUGGACAACAUGGCAGACAAAGACAAUGUAGAGAAGUUCCUCGACAACAACCCACAGUUUGCUCAUGAGUACUACGACAAGAAAAUGAAGGCAGAUGUGAUCACUGCUGCCUUCAACAACAAGGUCCAGCUCAAAGAUCCAGCCUCUUACAAGGAUGUCACCACCAUCCAGGAGGCCGAGUUCAUGUUUGAACUCAUAAAGGAGAUGCAGGGCAAAGAACCGGUGGAGAAAAUCCUGCACAAAGUUCUCCAAAGGAUUGCUCUGCUGAUCCAGGCUGAUCGCUGCAGCUACUUUGGCUACAGGGCUCGUAACGGAACACCUGAGCUGACCACGGUCCUCUUCGAUGUCACACACAAUACUCCAUAUGAGAAAAAUCUAGUGAAUCCCAAUGUAGAGAUUGUUUUCCCCACCGACAUGGGCAUUGUUGGAUUCACGGCACACUCCAAGAAGCCUCAGAACGUUGCUGAUGUUAAGAAGAACUCUCAUUUCAGUGACUUUGUGGAUAAACAGACCAAAUACACCACCAAAUGCAUGAUGACUGCUCCACUUAUAUAUGAAAAGGAACCCAUUGGUGUCAUCAUGGCACUCAACAAACAAGGAGCUGAUGAAUUUUCAAAGGGUGAUCAGGAGCUCUUCACUAAAUAUGUGAACUUUGCUGCUGUGGCCGCUCUCCAAUCGCACACUGCUUGCAUGUGGGAUAUAGAGUCCAGGAGAAGCCAGGUGUUGCUGUGGUCAGCCAGCAAAGUUUUUGAAGAGUUGACAGAUAUUGAGAGGCAGUUUCACAAAGCCUUGUACACAGUGAGGACAUAUAUCAAGUGUGAGAGAUACUCUGUGGGACUCCUGGACAUGACCAAAGAAAAGGAAUUCUUCGAUGAGUGGCCAAUCAAACUCGGAGAUCAGGAGCCAUAUAAAGGCCCCAAGACACCUGAUGGCAGAGAAAUCAGCUUCUACAAGAUUAUUGACUACUUGCUGGAAGGCAAAGAGGAGAUUAAAGUUAUUCCCGGCCCUCCUGCAGACCACUGGGCUCUGGUCAGUGGACUUCCAGCAUAUGUUGCUGAGAAUGGAUUUAUCUGUAACAUGAUGAAUGCUGCAGGAGAUGACUACUUCGCAUUUCAGAAAGAAGCAGUGGAUGAGAGUGGAUGGAAGAUUAAGAACGUCCUCUCCCUUCCCAUCGUCAACAAAAAGGAAGAAAUUGUUGGCGUUGCUACUUUCUACAACAGACUUGAUGGCAAACCAUUUGAUGAGAAUGAUGAACAAAUUACUGAAGCGCUGACGCAGUUCCUCGGCUGGUCCACUUUGAAUAGCGACACAUACGACAAACUGAACAGGACAGAGUGGAGGAAAGAAAUUGCCCAGGAACAGCUCAUGUACCAAACAACGGCCACUCCAGCUGACGUGCAGAGCAUUCUGAACACACAAGAGAAGUUUGGCUCUGCACCGGAGGACUGUGACCAGAAGGAGAUGUACAAACUGCUGAGAUCCACCAUCCCUGAAGCCAAGAACGUGGAGCUGCUUGAGUUCCGCUUCAGUGACUUCCCCUUGUCAGAAUUGGACCUCAUCAAGUGUGGCGUCCGCUGCUUCUUUGAGCUUGGAGUGGUAGAGAAGUUCAAAGUCCAGGCUGAGACCCUGACACGAUGGAUGUACACCGUGCGCAAAGGAUAUCGUGACAUCACCUACCACAACUGGAGGCACGGCUUCAACGUCGGACAAACCAUGUUCACUCUGCUGCUAACAGGUAAACUAAAGAAGUAUUACUCCGAUCUCGAGGCCUUUGCCAUGGUUGCUGCCGGAUUCUGCCAUGAUAUUGACCACAGAGGAACCAAUAAUCUCUACCAGACAAAGAGUUUAUCCCCUCUGGCAAAACUGCACAGCUCCUCAAUCAUGGAGCGGCAUCAUCUUGAGUACAGCAAGACACUGAUGGAAAACGAGAACCUCAAUAUCUUCCAAAACCUUCAGAAGCGUCAGUUCGAGACGGUGCAGCAUCUCUUUGAAGUUUGCAUUAUUGCCACUGAUCUUGCCCUCUAUUUCAAGAAGAGAACAAUGUUCCAAAAAAUUGUGGAAACUGUGGAGGGGAUGCCAGAAGAGAAAGACCGAAUCAACCACAUCUCCAACAAUCCAACCAGGAAGGAAAUUAUCAUGGCAAUGAUGAUGACGGCAUGUGACCUGUCAGCUAUUACAAAGCCAUGGGAGGUUCAGAGCAAGGUCGCUCUAAUGGUGGCAGCAGAAUUUUGGGAGCAGGGAGACCUUGAAAGGACAGUCCUUGACCAGCAGCCAAUUCCAAUGAUGGACAGAAAUCAUGCUGCUGAGCUGCCUAAGAUGCAGUGUGGUUUCAUCGACUUUGUCUGCGCCUUUGUGUACAAGGAGUUUGCCCGCUUCCACACAGAGAUCAGCCCCAUGUUUAACGGGCUGAAUGUCAACAGGGCAGAGUGGAGAGCUCUCGCUGAUGUCCACGAGGCUAAGAUCAAGGCUAUCGAAGAUGAGAAGAAAAAGUUGGAAGGUGGAGGAGAACAAGAUGCCGGGAAGUCAAAGACAUGCAUUAUCUGCUAGACCUCCGGGACCGCUGGGACAUUUCUGAUUGUUCGUCUGGAUGUGUAUUUGUACAGUGUGUGUAUGUGCAUGGCCAUGUGUUCACAGAUGAGGGAAAUCUAAUGUGCAAAAAUCUAUAAAUGAUUAUUUUUAUAUGCGGUAGUGUUUAGUUCUUCUUCUAUUUGGCACCAGUCUUGAGCACAUACAGUUUGCAUAUCAAACAAUGAAAAUAUUCAAUAUUUUUAUAUGUACUAAAAAGAUUUAAACUUUGAAUCAUUAUAACUGAAUAGAAAUAUUAGGCUGCAAAUACGAAGCAGUUUAAAAUGUUAAAUCUGAUCAUUUUGGGGUUCUAAAUAUUACAAUAAAAGCUCUUAUUUUGUAGAGAAAGAGCCUACUAAACAAAGUUACUUUUCUCUUUUUUUUUUAAACGGCAGGUAGCUUUUUGCUUUUAAAAUUUCAAGCAUAUGUCUGAGAGUGAUGUAAGAAGAUUUGACUGAAUUGGAUUUGGUCAUAAGCCACCUCGAGCCCAGAGGCUUUCCUUUCUAAGUCCCCUGCUUACAUAAAGUAAAAAUACUGCCAUCCUGUCCAUAAGUCAGUGUGUGCAGAGUAUAUGUGGCAUUUACAGGACAGGAAGGUGUAAUGUGGGAACAGUGUGCAGCACACGGAGUUAAACUGGAGAAAUGGCAUUGUAUGAGUGUGAAACGAAACAUUGAUUUUGAUGUGUUGUGAUUAUUUAAAACUAAAAUGUUAAGAUUUCUCAAAACAAGCUUGUGACAUGGGAAGCAGAACAAUGUCAGAUUUUAUUUUCCGACGCAGGUGUUUGUUAACACAAUAUCGCAGCAAUUGCAACACAAUUUGACCCAUGAAUGUAUAGCGUUAAAUACAUAAUUUUGUGUGCAAUAGCAUCAUGUAUAAGAUGUGAAAAAUGUCAAUAAAAUAU